Messenger RNA from Rotaria sp. Silwood1, 1092 nucleotides. The record is from the annotation of a GenBank genome assembly. NCBI's taxonomy places the organism in Eukaryota, Metazoa, Rotifera, Eurotatoria, Philodinida, Philodinidae.
AUGAGUAUCGAUUAUUCUGCAUUUCUCAAUGUGUCUGCAUCAGUGCCUGCAAUAUGGCACUAUUCAACAGGUCUAGUUUCCCUCUUAUGUCUAUUAUGUGGUUUGUUAUCAAAUGGUUUCCUUAUAUUUAUAUUUAUCAGAGAUCCAAAUUUACGACGACCAAGAAAUUAUUUUAUAAUCAAUCUCGCUAUUACUGAUCUCGGAUUACUUAUUUCAAAUAAUGUACUACAUGUUAUUGCAUCAUUUAAAAAACAAUGGAUAUUUGGACAAAUAGGUUGCAAUUUGUAUGCUGUAUGUGGUGGUGUUUUUGGUCUUGGUUCGAUUGCAACAAUGGCAGCUAUUUCAAUUACUCGUUUAGUAGCAGUAAUCAAUCCAUUUAGUUCAUUGAAAUUAAGUGGUCAAUUUACAAUAAAAUGUCUUAUAUGUAGUUGGUUGUAUAGUUCAGUAUGGAUAAUGCCACCAUUAUUUGGUUGGAAUCGUUUUAUUUUCGAAGGUUUUGGUACAACAUGUACAUUUGAUUAUUUUUCUCAAGGUUAUUGGGAUCGAUUAUUUAUAUUUACAUUAGUCACAGGUGGAUUUUUAAUUCCAUUAUCAGUCAUUAUAUUUUCAUAUACAUUUAUUUUAAUUAAAUUAAAUGGUCGUAGUCGUCAUAUAAUGUUUCGAAAUAGUGAUGAACAAGAUCUUCAAUUACAAUCAAGACAAGCCAAUGAUUAUGAUUUUCAACAAGCAAAUUCCUUAACUGAUGUACGAUGUCAAAGUGAAGCAGCUAUAAUUUAUGAACCAAAUGAAAAUAAUCAAAUAACACGAACUGUUCGUCUUACAGAAGCUCGUGCUAGACGUACAGCAUUAUAUGUAUGUGCUAUAUUUUGUACAGCAUGGGGGCCUUAUGCAUUAAUGGCUGUUUCAUCACAAUUUGGUUUUGAUCGUUUCAUUAAUCCAUAUACAACAGCAAUGCUUGGUUUAUUUACAAAAACAGCAGCAUGUGUUAAUCCAUUAAUAUAUGCACUUUCAUCAAUUACCUUUCGUCAACAAAUAUGUCGUUUUGUAAAUUUUAUGUGUGCAUGCCGACAAACAACUCAGCCUUUAUCAUAA